AUGAACGGGACGACUCCUCCUGUACCCGCCGCAGGGGUGUGGGCACCAGCAAUAACCUUUUUCGACCCCAAAACCGACGAAAUCGACGUCGCCUCCCAAGCAAAGUACUACAAAUACCUCUCCCAACACCUAACGGGCCUUGUAAUCCUCGGAACCAACGCCGAGACCUUCCUGCUGACCCGCGAUGAACGCAAAACUCUCCUCAGGACUGCUCGUGAAGCCGUGGGACCGGACUAUCCCAUCAUGGCGGGAGUAGGAGGCCACAGCACCAAGCAGGUUCUUGAAUUCAUCGAUGAUGCGAAAGAUGCCAAAGCGGACUAUGUUCUUGUUCUACCCUGUGCGUACUUCGGGAAGGCGACGACGGGGAAGGUGAUUGAGAGGUUUUAUGAUGAGGUUGCUGAGAAGAGUCCUUUGCCGGUUGUGAUUUACAACUUCCCAGGCGUCUGCAACGGCGUAGAUAUCGACUCAGAUGUCAUGCCCUCACUAGCCAAAAAACAUAAGAACAUCGUCGGCGUGAAGCUAACCUGUGCUUCUGUGGGCAAAAUCACUCGUUUAGCCGCCUCAUUUUCGCAAUCAGAAUUCGCAAUCUUCGGAGGCCAGUCCGACUUCCUCCUCGGGGGCAUGGCAGUCGGCUCAGCGGGUUGUAUCGCUGCUUUCGCCAACGUCUUUCCGAAGACGAUUCGGCGGAUCUAUGAUCUCUACACCCAAGGCAAGCACGACGAAGCACUCAAGAUCCACCGCGUAGCUGCUAUGGCGGAGAGUCUGAGCAAAUCUGGCAUCGCGAAUACGAAGUAUGCUGCUGCUUUGACCAGUGCGAGAGCGGCUGGGAUUGGGGAUGCAGAGACGAAGUUACAGCCAAGACAUCCUUAUGAGGCGCCUAGUGAUGCGACGAAGAUGGAGAUCAAGCAGAAGAUGGAGGAGAUGAUCAAGAUUGAGGACUCCUUAUAA
Recurvomyces mirabilis is the source of this 948-nucleotide messenger RNA. RefSeq lists its product as uncharacterized. The coding region runs from base 1 to 948 and encodes 315 amino acids. Gene Ontology annotation, molecular function: 4-hydroxy-tetrahydrodipicolinate synthase activity. Lineage: Eukaryota; Fungi; Ascomycota; Dothideomycetes; Mycosphaerellales; Teratosphaeriaceae. The record is from RefSeq and is a predicted model, not a curated record. The transcript is spliced from 2 exons.